AUGUCAGCAACUAAUACGUACCAAAACGACGCUAGAGCCACAGCGCCUGGUGGAACUACCCAGGUUCCAGGGAUGAGAACGACUGGGAACGACGGAACCAUGAGCUCAGACUACAGACACGACGACACGCGCUACGACGAUCGUGCUGUUGACCAUCGCGAAUCUGGCGAGAAGAAGACAAAGAAGACGAUGGCCUUUGCGGGGCUUGCGUUGAUGGACUUUCUCCUGAUCUCCGUCAGGUUUUGGCAGUUUGUCUUCAGCGUUAUUGUCCUGGGUCUGUUGGCCUACGUCUUGAAAGGCUACAGCUUCCAUGGCAGCACCAAAACCAACUAUGGGCUGGCAGUGGCAGCCAUCUCUGUGUUUUACUUGCUGCUGUUAUGUGUGCUUGCGCCCGUCCUGCACGUAUUUUUGAUGCCCGGGCUCUACCUCUUGAUGGAAUUAAUAAUGAUGAUACUGUGGCUAGUCGCCUUCGUUGUCCUUGCCAAGUCUCAUGGCUCAACUUCGUGUGGGCUAAAACAGAGCAGCUCCUACAAUUCUCAGUAUGGUUCGUUUCAAAGUUUCCAAUCCUCCGGCGGCUCUUACGACCCUUACACAAACCGCUACACCUCCAACGCCAAUACCAGACCUUGCCACAGUUCUCAGGCUGCUAUUGCGUUCUCCGGUAUUACGCUUAUCCUGUUCAUGCUUACACCAAUCUUGAUCGGAUUGCUGGUCAUCAAACCCCUGGUCAACAGAGGCGGUACCAAGGCGGCGUGGGCACCUUACAAGAAUGUUGGCUUGAAACUUAACCCAUGGACUGGAUUGCGUGUGAGUAGUGCCGAAGGCAACGACGCGGAGGCGCUAGCAAACCAUGCUUCAGGCCAAGGCGGCGUGGGACAGGACCAGCACACGUUCUCGACAGGCGAUUCCACCUACAACGGCGCACACCACGACAAGAUGGCAGAGACUGACCACAGACGUAACGUAUCUGGCACGACGGAUAUGGACCCUAAUAUGAACAACCCAGCCUACAGCGCUAAUCCUACACACACUACCACCACCCAUAAUACUGCACCUGCGACCCAAUCUACCACUGGUCCUAAAGUAACGAGUAAUACCACAUAUUCUAGAAACGAGCCCAUCAUUACUGACCCAUCUCCUAAUCCAGUCACUGAGAGCCGUCGCCCUAUGGGAACCGACACUCGUGUUUAA
Molecule: messenger RNA, 1191 nt
Organism: Lachancea nothofagi CBS 11611
Lineage: Eukaryota; Fungi; Ascomycota; Saccharomycetes; Saccharomycetales; Saccharomycetaceae
Source: the annotation of a GenBank genome assembly